This is a messenger RNA of Cloeon dipterum, 2033 nucleotides long. RefSeq names its product lysosome membrane protein 2-like. The record is from RefSeq and is a predicted model, not a curated record. NCBI's taxonomy places the organism in Eukaryota, Metazoa, Arthropoda, Insecta, Ephemeroptera, Baetidae. The transcript is spliced from 9 exons. The coding region runs from base 130 to 1800 and encodes 556 amino acids. Gene Ontology annotation, molecular function: scavenger receptor activity. Gene Ontology annotation, cellular component: membrane; cytoplasm.
UUUUCCUCCGCCUAUGGGCAAGACGAGGCGGAGGGAGGCGUUCGGACGGUGCUAGCCGCGGCGGGGAGCCUGCCUGCCUGCCUGCCUGAUACACGCGUGUCCUCGCGGCGUCUCGUCUGUGCAGUCAACAUGCGGUCGCCUCUGCAGCCCGGCUGCUGCUGCGGCCUGUGCGCCAAGUGCCGCGAGUGGCACCGACAAAUCGCGCCCCUCAACGCGCCCGACCGACCCAUCGCCAGCCUUUCCGACAAAUCCUAUUUCAGAGUAAUGAUAUGUCUGACGACGCUAGGCCUCACCCUAGUGAUGUUUUCGUUUGUCACGUACCUUGCAGACCCCCUCAACGCAGUUGUCAACUAUGUUUUGACCAUGUCAGAGGGCUCAUUCAUCUUCAAUUUGUGGCUGAAGCCACCUGUGCCGGUGUUCUUGAAGGUUUACAUCUUCAACGUGACCAACGCCGACGAAUUUCUCAAAGGAGGAGUCAAGCUGAGGCUCGAGCAGGUCGGCCCCUACGUCUACAGGGAGGUUCUCGAGCACGAUGAUGUAAAAUUCAACCUGAACGGCACGAUGAGCUACGUUCCGAAGCGUUCGCCCCUGAUGACUGAGAAACUGGUGCUGGACACCUCACAGGGUCGCGGCCUUGAAGACCGACUCAUCGUUCCAAACAUUCCACUGCUGGCCGUCGCCUCCAAAUUGGCCGACCAGUCUUUUUUCAUCCAAAUCGGCUUCUCCACUUUGGUCAACUACAUCGACUCGAAGCCCUUCGAGCAAGUGUCGGUGAAAGAGUACCUCUGGGGCUACGAGGAUCCCAUCGUUCGGCUUGCCAGUGUUGCCUACGCGGACGUCGUCACCUUCAAACAGCUCGGACUUCUCGACAGGAUGUUCGACGCCGGUCUGGACAACGUGACGAUGAACACGACGACGCUGAACAUCGACACGUACAACGGGCAGAGCAUGCUGCACUCGCUGAAUCGGAGCGGCGGCAUGUGCGACGAGCCGUUGCGCGGCGUCUCCGAGGGGGUGCUCGUCGAACGCAACGUGCAGCGCAACAAAACGCUCUACGUGUACCGCAAGGGCUUCUGCCGCACCCUGGGCCUCGAGUUCGAGAGGGACGAGCCCGCCGACGAGGUCAACGGCAACCCUGGCGGCCUGCGCUUCGUCAUUCCGGCGCACGCGUUCAACGCCACCCUCAACCCCGAGCACGCCUGCCACUGCGGAAAGAAGAAGCCCGCCGACAAGGGAAAGUGCCCCCUCAAGGACGGGCUCUCCGACAUCCAAGACUGUUAUUAUGGAAUUCCCGCCGCAGCUUCAUUCCCGCAUUUCCUGCACGCCGAUCCGUCCUUGUUUGACAAAAUCGAAGGGCUCAGCCCGGACAAAGAAAAGCACGAGGCCUACGUCGUUAUCCAACAAAAACUAGGCAUUCCAAUCGGCGGACACAUGCGAAUCCAAACGAAUCUUGUGCUGAAGAAAAACCGUUUUGUCAAGCGGAUCGCUCCUUUUGGUGACAUGAUCCUUCCCAUUGUGUGGACUGACCUGACUUUUGAGGAAAUUCCGUCGUCGCUGCAGUGGAUGCUGGACCUGUGCCUGAAGGUGGCGCCGCCGCUGCAGAACGGAUUCAUCUUCUGCGGCGCCGCGCUGGGCUUCUCGAUGCUGCUGGCGGCACUGAUCAGCUACCUGUGCGUGCCAAUCGCGUCCAAGCCGGACCGGCCGAGUCCGGUGGAGAGCAGGAGGAGCUCCAAAGUGGUGCAAGUGCUCACGGCCGAAGAGCUGAUGCGCUCGAGAACAGAGUUUUCCGUCGCCGUCUGACCCGCAGCACCGCUCUACUUCUUACUUUCCAGCUGUGAUCUUCCGGAAUAUAUUCGUGUAUUUUGGAUACUUAGCCUUUUAGCACUUGACGCCUAUUUAUGUAAGCACUAGUUGACAUACAUUUUGUACAUUUGAGCCAGACUGUUAUUUAUCAUAUUAUACGCGCAUACACUUUCCUAUUGCAUUCUUUUAUCGUGUAACUUAAGUAAAUGGUUGUGCAAUUUCAAUUAUAA